Molecule: messenger RNA, 2988 nt
Organism: Pseudozyma hubeiensis SY62
Lineage: Eukaryota; Fungi; Basidiomycota; Ustilaginomycetes; Ustilaginales; Ustilaginaceae
Product: phospholipase A2
Exons: 1
Coding region: 1-2988 (995 amino acids)
Biological process (GO): glycerophospholipid catabolic process
Cellular component (GO): cytosol
Molecular function (GO): A2-type glycerophospholipase activity; magnesium ion binding; holo-[acyl-carrier-protein] synthase activity
Source: RefSeq, a predicted model, not a curated record
AUGCCAGUCCUGACAUCUCUGCGUCAGAGCCCGACCUAUCUAUAUGUCAAGGUCUACUGCCUGUGUGCGCUUGUCACACUCUUUCAAGCAGCUCCGGUGUCCUCUCGCAUUCCGCAGCUGGGUCAGACUCUCCAGCUCAGCAAGUAUAGGCUCAUUCGGACAAGGUUGGGACCCCGCAUCGUUCCUGUGGAGGAAGCGCUUCCAGUGACGACUGAAAGCACGCCGGUCGUGCUACACGCCGAUCCAUCUCGGUCGCCAAAUGAGGUCAUCAUCUCCAGCGACGUCUUGGGUCCGGGCGAGCAGGGAUCAAUCGUCAGAAGACUUUUGAGGCGCUGGUCAGGCAGGGCGAAAGAUCUGGCACAUGUCAAGCGUCUUCUUUCUAGGGACGCUGCCGAUGUCAAGGCGUAUCCGGAGCUUGACUGGGACGCAAACGUACGGAGGUCAUCAGCAUUGCACCCAGAAGAGAUCAAGUUUUUGCGCAGAAGGCAAGAUCUCUUGUCAUCGCACGGAAGGGACGAUCUGAAGCGCUUUCUUGAGCUGCCUGCUACGGAGCAAGUGCAUCCUUGCGAUGUACCGCUCAUCGCACUGGGCGGUUCCGGCGGUGGCUACCGGGCGAUGUACGGAUUCGCUGGCGUGAUCGCCGCCGCUAAGCGAGCCGAGCUGUGGGACUGCCUUUCGUGGGCCGGCGGUGUCAGUGGAAGUUGUUGGACGCUGGCUGCUUACUACACCAUUGCCUGCCAAGACGCCGAGCGUCUCGUUAGGCAUUACCUCGCCGUCGCAAGCGAGCUGGCUCACCCGAUGAGCGUACAUGCCCUCGAUACGGUAGCCCGGAGUAGUCGCGGCGUCUACUUUCUGCUCGGUCCGCUUGUUCGCAAAGCGCAAGCUGGCAUCGUCGGACUCGGCAUCAUGGAUCUCUACGCUACGCUGACAACAACGUAUCAGUUUCUGUCGAGGGAGCCAAUAGCAAGGCUCAGCAGGGCCAGCUUCCAAUUCUCGAAAGUUUGGUCGAGAUCUGGGAUCAGCUCCGGACACGAACCGCUGCCCAUCUUCACUGCCGUUCGUGUAGCUCCCCGAGACGCGCCAGGUGUUCGACCUCGUUCCGACUCGUCUCUAAGCAAAGGCCAACCUCCGAAGCGCGCUCUCACCCAGCAUCAAACUGCAGCGUCAAAAGCAGUGACGCCCAGCAAGGCUCCGAACCCAUCUCCCGCGUCAUCUGCGCAGCUGGCGAACGGCGUCGACAACACUGCAGAUGUCUUCGCGCUGCCUGCUGCUAAGGGCUACUUUCAGUGGUUCGAGGCAACACCGCUCGAAGUCGGAAGUGCCGAUGUGCAAGGCUACAUACCCACUUGGGCUUGGGGCCGACCCUUCGUCUCUGGUCGCUCGCUGAAUCGACGACCGGAGGGGUCACUUUCGCUUCUUCUGGGCCAAUGCACGAGUGCCCCGGCAGGUCCGCUCACAGGUUACAUUUCAGCGCUCUUGGCUUCCUUGCCAAAGGGCACUGUCAUGUCGCGCAUUCUGCAUUUCCUCAAUAACUUUGUUCGGAUGAAGCGAUGGGAACGGAGGUGGGGCAAUCCGAUCCGUGCGGGUGACGAACCGAACCCUUUCUACGGCCUCAAUGUGUCACCCGUACCCAAGGUCAGCGACAAAAAAGCGUCGAGCCCGAGCAUUCUCGGCAUCGGAGUCGACAUACUGCACACGCCGCGCUUGCGACACCUCUUUCAGCGUCGUCGAUCCCGGCCAAGUUCGUCUCCUGCCGAAUCAGCCAACGAGCAGUUGCAAUCAAAACAGUCCACCGAGCAAACAGCAUUGGAGAAAGUUGCCAAACGCAUCCUUUGCGAGUCCGAAUGGAACGAAUACCAGGAGCUCUCGCUGCGCCUGACCUCGGAAUCCUCGCACCUGGAGCGCUAUAUCGCAAACAGAUGGUGCGCCAAAGAAGCAGCCUACAAGGCCUUAUACCCGAAAUACAUGGUCUCGUGGAAAGAUCUCUGCGUUCGCAAACACGUCUCUUCAAGCGACGUCGUCGGUCAGCUCGAAGAACAAGGACUGCGCACGAUGAAACCGGCCUUGAGCUUUUCAGACGAAUGGCGGUCCAAGCAUCCCGACAUUUCGUCGAUACCCAAAUUGCACCUCAGCCUUUCACAUGAUGGCGAAUACGUUGUGGCCAAUGUGUUGGCAGAAGAGUCUGUGGAUGUAUCAAACAGGCCGACAGCGCAGAACACAUCGGACUGGAGCGAGCUGCGUGUUUCGCUGCCGCUACAUGAUUCUCGCAUAGUCACACUCGAGGACGGUCCCGACUUGCAGCUAGGUAAACAUGGUACAGCGAUUCCAGCUGACAUCCCAGCGCGGCGUACACAAAGGCCGGAAGACGACACCAGUGCGAGCAGCUCGUGGGAGUCCCAAGGACGCAUCAGGCUCAUGGACUCGGGCAUGUCUAACAACCUUCCCAACCACAUUCUCGCACGCAAAGAACGCUCCGCCGAUAUCAUCAUUGCCUUUGACGCCUCCUCCGACGUACAAGCCGGCUCGGCCAUGCGACGCAUUCACAACUUCGCAGACGAUUGCCAACUCACGCUCACGGAUCAAACGCACCUCUUCGAACCUGUCCUACCUCUACCCGAGGGACAGGGUAGGACGGUAGACCGCACGAUGGAGCAGAAGUUCCUCGAUCAGUAUGCCAGAGUGCUGCAGGGAACACGAGAGGAGGACGGCUCGACGUUCUGGUUGAUAUACUGUCCACUUUUGCCGAACCCCACGAAUCCCGCGUACGAUCCGAGCACGUCACCUUUCAGCAACUCGUACAACCUCGUUUGGACACCAGCACAGGUCAAGACGUUGCUCACCACUUCGGAGGCGAAUUUGGAGCUGUAUGCGUUGCAGAUGGUCAAGCAGGUCAUGUGCAAAGUGUAUUACGACAAGAAGACUGCUCGUCUUGCUUCACAAAGCUCCGCCGUGUCGGCUGUUUUCGCUAAUCCUUCUCGCGAUGCAUAG